Physcomitrium patens is the source of this 2063-nucleotide messenger RNA. Its product is annotated as ATP phosphoribosyltransferase 1, chloroplastic. The record is from RefSeq and is a predicted model, not a curated record. Gene Ontology annotation, molecular function: magnesium ion binding; ATP phosphoribosyltransferase activity. Gene Ontology annotation, cellular component: cytoplasm. Lineage: Eukaryota; Viridiplantae; Streptophyta; Bryopsida; Funariales; Funariaceae. Gene Ontology annotation, biological process: L-histidine biosynthetic process.
GCGACAAAGAGGUUGCCAGUGGGAAUCAGUCCCACUGGGUCUCUCUCUCACUCGCAGGGUUUCUGUGAAGUCAGUUUAGGGGAGCGGAUCAUUCAUUGCAGGCAACCAGGAUCUGUGAAGAAGCAGGAGCCUGGGGUUCAAGGAGAAUCGUGAAUGAGGAAGGAUAGUUGUGACGGCAGUUAACUGUUUUGCAGACAGGUCUCGUGGAGCUGUAGUUGUGUGUUUUGAAGUGGGCAUUUUUGGUGGAAUUAGUGUGGCAAUGGCGGUGGCACCUACUAUGACAAUGCAAGGAAGCUUGGCAGGAUUGCAGCAGCUGGAGUUGCCACGAACUUCGUAUUUGGGGUCGCAGUUGGGGUCUCAGUUCAGGGUUAGGCAGCCUUGCGUGAAGUUGUCUCCCAGGAUUAGCAGCCUUAAACUCCAUUGCCAAGUGAGCCCAAGCUCAACCACAUUGCCUCAACUCAAUGUCGACAUCUCUGGUCCUGGCAAGCCAUUGCAGCCUGUGGAGCGAACAACUAUUCGCUUGGCUCUUCCCAGCAAAGGACGUAUGGCGGAAGACACGCUCGGUCUGAUGAAGGAUUGCCAGCUUUCAGUGCGUAAACUGAACCCUCGCCAGUACAUAGCAGACAUUUCUGAACUCAAGAAUGUUGAAGUGUGGUUUCAACGAGCAUCCGACGUUGUGCGUAAGUUAAAAACUGGGGAUGUGGAUAUGGGAAUUGUUGGCUAUGACAUGCUUCGGGAGUACGGCGAGGAUUCCGAGGACCUCGUAAUUGUUCACGACGCAUUGGGAUUUGGAGAAUGUCACCUUGCAAUAGGGAUUCCAACUUACGGCAUCUUUGAGAACAUAAACUCUUUAAACGAGCUAGCUGCAAUGCCACUAUGGACUGAAGAUAGGCCUUUACGUGUUGUUACAGGCUACACUUAUCUGGGGAAGAAGUUCUUGGAAAAGCAUGGGUUUAAACACGUCCAGCUUUCAACCGCUGAUGGUGCCUUAGAAGCUGCACCCGCCAUGGGGACUGCUGAUGCCAUUUUGGAUUUGGUGAGCAGCGGAACCACUCUGCGCGAGAACAAUCUCAAGGAGAUUUCCGGGGGAGCUGUUCUCAGCAGUCAGGGAGUGUUUGUUGCCAACAAGAAGGCAUUGCUAGAACGCAAGGAGGUGCUUGAUGUUGCUCACGAAAUGUUGGAGCGGUUUGAAGCACAUCUCACUGCGUUGGGUCAAUUCACUGUAGUAGCCAACAUGAGAGGUGCUUCUGCAGAGGAGGUUGCUGAGAGAAUACUCAAUAAUACCAGCUACCCAGGGUUGCAGGGCCCUACUGUUAGUCCUGUUUAUACGAACGAAGGAGGUACUGCAAACGUAGACUAUUAUGCGAUAACCAUCUGUGUUCCGAAGCCUCAACUAUAUCAUGCUGUCCAGCAGCUAAGAAAGGCUGGAGGUAGUGGUGUUCUGGUGUCACCAUUGACCUACAUUUUUGACGAAGAGACUCCCAGAUACAGGCAGCUCUUGGAAAAUCUGAAAGCAUAGAGAUGCAUCUGCAACGCCUACCAGAAGGAACAGCUGGUAGAUGCUUCUCUCACUACAUGAAGGAAUUCGAAAAUUUUCUCAAAGUUUUAAUCUUUGGUGAGUGACUCCACCUAGUGUGAUUGUCUCCUACACAAGCUGUGUUGUCCUCUUCCCUCGUUUGCAGAGUCCUCCACAAAUUUGGUUGAGACUACUAGGCACUGACAGACAAUAUAUUUAAGUCUUACAAAGAUAUAUUCUGGGCUUUUAAUAAUUGGCAUGCAAUCCUUUUAGAUGUCAUAUAUGCAAUAAUUCUUAACACUGCAAUACUUGUGUAUCAAUUGUAGUUUUUUUCAAUGCUGUGUAUUAGAAUGGAAUGUCAAGCUUAAUAAUUGGGUUGUGAUGGUAUGGUUUGUAUGGAAUUAGAGAGUAAGUGUUUUUCAAAUUUUUGUAGAUGUUGAACACACGUAGUUGGGCUAUUUUUCAUGAUGCCUUCCUUUUUGUUCAUUGAGGAAAUUAUCUAAAGUGAAUUGAUGAAUAAAAGUCUGUAGUGAAGAGGUUGUUUAAA